Suillus fuscotomentosus is the source of this 1285-nucleotide messenger RNA. RefSeq names its product nucleophile aminohydrolase. Gene Ontology annotation, cellular component: plasma membrane; fungal-type vacuole. The transcript has 9 exons. NCBI's taxonomy places the organism in Eukaryota, Fungi, Basidiomycota, Agaricomycetes, Boletales, Suillaceae. The record is from RefSeq and is a predicted model, not a curated record. Gene Ontology annotation, molecular function: glutathione gamma-glutamate hydrolase. Gene Ontology annotation, biological process: glutathione catabolic process. Bases 110 to 1285 code for a protein of 391 amino acids.
CAGGCCUGCGGGUAGCCGAAAGUUGACAACAACUUGAUGUCUACUUCCGGGUUCCGGUCACCUUCAUUACCAUAAGAUAAAGGUUUCAGUCGACUUGGUUUUCAACUUUAUGGAUUACAGGAAACGAGUAUCACCAUUACCCACCGUAGAAGAUGCCCCUCCGGUGGAUAGUUUCAAGCAACCAUUUGAUUCUACUGAAGCCGAGCUCCCGCUUUACCUGUAUACGAAGGAACCGAAAGGUCGAUGUAGAUGGCAGAGGGGUGCAUUCGUUGCCUUACUUGCUAUUUGUCUAGCAAUGCUUCUGCUGCAGAGAUACCAACCUCACCCGCACCUACCCACCCAAUCUUGCACACAAACCCGUAAUCCUGCCUAUCUCAUAGAGGCUGAACACGGUGCCGUUGCUUCCGAGAAUAAACGGUGUUCAGACAUUGGUGUCACCGUCUUGAAGGAAGGAGGAAAUGCUGUCGACGCCGCUAUCAGUGCUGUUUUCUGUGUUGGUGUGGUCAACAUGUUUUCCUCGGGCAUAGGUGGAGGGGGAUUCAUGACAGUUUGCAUUCCACCCUCAUCUGAGGGUGGUAGUUCGGAAGUAUAUACCAUUGAUUUUAGAGAAACCGCGCCAACCUUGGCAAAUACAGUUGGUGUUCCCGGUGAAGUUCGUGGACUCCAGGAAGCACAUGAAUGCUGGGGGAAAUUGCUAUGGACUAGACUCGUGCAGCCAAGCAUAGAUCUUGCUGCUGGAUGGGCAGUUGAUAAAGAAUUAGCGCGAUGUUUGCAGAUGUUUGCAAGACUCAUGCUCCCUAAAGAGGACUGGAGAGCUAUUUUCGUUCCAGAGGGUCUUAUGCUGCUUGAAGGCGAAACUAUUAGACGGACGAAUUACUCACGCACGCUUGCUACUAUCGCAUCCGAAGGACCCAAUGUGUUCUACAAGGUACAAGCCACUGGAGGAAUAAUGACUAAUGGAGAUCUGGAGAAUUACACUGUGAAGGUGGAUCACACUCUCCAAGGAACGUAUCAACGCUCCGAUUUUAUCGGCGAAGGCCGAACUGGCUUGAAUAUUCACCGCUUUAUAGAGGCAUUGAAGUUCGGUUUUGCAGCUCGCACAAAAAUUGGUGACUUGGCAUAUGUCACCAACGAAACAGCUCGCGUCGCCGAAAUCUCCACGAAAACCUAUGCAGAUGCUGUAGCACUUAAUCUCACUGAUGAUCGUACGCAUACCCCCGAAUACUAUAAUCCAGAUCUCUGGGUCUGGGUUUCUUUUGCAUGUGCCAGACCAUCAUCAUCAUGA